CAAGACAGGAGACUUGACGUACUGAAGCCAUGUUUCUACUCGUUCUAUUCGCAGGGUUUUUCAGCUACACCUUGAGUGUGGAUCGUCAGUAUGUUUUUGUGAAUGAAUCCAAGACUUGGGCAGAAGCUCAGAGAUACUGUAGAGAGAAAUACACUGAUCUGGCCACCAUUGAGAAUCAACAGCAGACGGUUCAGUUAAUUGACACAAUAAAUGAUGGUUCCAUUGAUUUGGCCUGGAUUGGACUCUAUGAUGAUCUGGACAGUUGGAAAUGGACACUAGAGGACAGUGAUUUCUUCAAGACUGGAGAGAAAAACUUCAGGAACUGGAAUAACCCAGGACCAGACAAUUCAGGAGGACACCGUUUGUGUGUUUUAAUGUCCAGUGGGAUAUGGCAAACAACAGGCUGCUCUGGUUCUUAUUAUCGUGCUAUCUGCUAUGAUGGAAGAGAAAAUGCCAGUGCUACCUAUGUUGUGGUUAACCAGUACCAAACCUGGACUGAAGCUCAGAGUUACUGCAGAGAACAUCACACAGACCUUGUCAGUAUCAGGAGUAAGACUGAAAACAAUAAGAUGCAAUAUUUAUUACAGACGUUUCUUCUUUAUGAAACUUGGAUUGGGCUGUACAGAACCAGAUCUUGGUCAGAUCAUAGCAACUCUUCAUUUACGUACUGGAAAACAGGACACCCAAAUACUGCCGAAUUCUGCACUGUAGCUUCAUUCAGUGACUCUGGAAAAUGGGAAGAUAAAUACUGCAAUAAUGUAUUCACUUUCUUUUGUUAUAGCACAUUAUCAUCAUCACGCCAGUAUCACUUUGUGAAUGAAUCUAAGACCUGGACUGAAGCUCAGAGAUACUGCAGACAGAAUUACACUGAUCUGGCCACCAUUGAUAACAUGGAGGAAAUGAACAGGCUGAUUAACACAGUUAAUGGGAGUUACAGCGGCUCAGCCUGGAUUGGACUUUAUGAUGAUGUGAACAGCUGGAGAUGGUCACUGGAAGACAAUGAUUUCUAUCAGGAAGGAGAGAGAGAUUUCAGAAACUGGCGUCAUGAACCAGACAAUUCUGGAGGGAACGAUCUGUGUGUUUACAUGGAUUAUGAUGGGAAAUGGUUUGAUAUGUCAUGUGGUUUUGGAGCAAUGAAUUAUAUUUGCUAUGAUGGUAGAGAGAAUGCUACACAGAGUUACAUCAAAAUCAAUGAUUGGAAAAACUGGACAGAGGCUCGUAGAUACUGCAGAGAUCAUUACACAGAUCUCGUCAAUGUGAGAAAUCAGACUGAGAACCAGAGAAUCUUUGAGGCAACGGGUGGAAGAGUCUGGAUUGGACUCUACAGAAACAGAAUUUGGUCUGACCAUCAGUUUAGCAGUUACCAAAAUUGGAGGCCUUACACUUUUGACUCUGUGGGACAGCCAGAUAAUGGUGAAGGUUAUGCUCAAACAGCUGUGGAAAAACGUGGUUUUCAGCACUGUACUGCUGUAUCAUUCAGCCAUUCAGGUCAAUGGACAGAUGAGGUCUGUGUAUCCAGUAUGCCUUUCUUCUGCUAUAGCAGAAACUGCACACAAUCUUCAUGUGCCCGUCAGUAUCACUUUUUGUCUGAAUCUAAGACCUGGGCUGAAGCUCAGAGUUACUGCAGACAUAAUUACACUGAUCUGGCCACCAUUGAUAACAUGGAGGAAAUGAACAGACUCAUUAAAACAGUACGUGGGACUUACUAUGGCUCAGCUUGGAUUGGUCUAUAUGAUGAUCUGAACAGCUGGAGAUGGUCACUGGAUAAUACAGCAUUAGAUGGAAGUUACAAAAGAUGGUAUGUUUCGCAACCACUGAACUCAGGUGGACAGAAUCUAUGUGCAUACUUAUCAAACUCCCAGGGUAUAUGGAGUGAAACUUCAUGCUCCUCUAGACUUCCUUUUGUUUGCUAUGAUGGAAGAGCGAAUGCUAGUACAAAUUAUGUGUUUCUUUACCUGUCUAAUACCUGGACUGAAGCUCAGAAAUACUGCAGAGAGCAUUACACAGACCUCGUCAGUAUCAGGAAUAAGGCUGAAAACUACAGGGUUCAGACAUUACUUUCAUAUUAUUCAGUUGUUUGGAUUGGACUGUACAGAACCAGAUCUUGGUCAGAUCAGAGCAACUCUUCAUUCAGUAACUGGAGGACAGGACAGCCAGAUAAUGCUGGAUACAGUGAAUACUGCACUGCAGUGUCAUUCAGUGACUCUGGGAGCUGGACAGAUGAGAACUGCAACACUGCAUUACCUUUCAUUUGCUACAGUGGACUGGCAUCAUCCCGUCAGUAUCACUUUUUGUCUAAGAAUAAGACCUGGACUGAAGCUCAGAGAUACUGCAGACAGAAUUACACUGAUCUGGCCACCAUUGAUAACAUGGAGGAAAUGAACAGACUGAUUAACACAGUUAAUGGGAGUUACAAUGGUUCAGCUUGGAUUGGACUGUAUGAUGAUGUGAACAGCUGGAGAUGGUCACUGGAAGACAACGAUUUCUAUCAGGAAGGAGAGAGAGAUUUCAGAAACUGGUAUCAUGCACCAGACAACAGAGGAGGGAACGAAAUGUGUGUUGUCAUGAAUGGUGAUGGGAAAUGGAGUGAUUUACCAUGUGACAAUUACUUCACAUUUGUCUGCUAUGAUGAUAGAGUAAAUGCCUCUGAAAAGUAUGUUUUGGUACGUGACAGCAGAACGUGGACUGCAGCUCAGAGCUACUGCAAAGAGAAACACACAGACCUGGCCAGUGUGAGGAAUGAGGCAGAGUAUCAGCACAUACUGAAUAUUACAAGUGGUUGUGUUUAUGGCAAUUGUUAUGUUUAUACUGUAUGGAUCUGUCUGUAUAGAAACAGACUGUGGUCAGAUCAGAGCAGCUCUUCCUUCACAUACUGGCUCCCAGGGGCUCCAGUGGAUUACGAACAACCAGAUAAUGGUUUAAAUGCCCUAGGAAUGUUUGGAUCUCAACACUGCACAGCUGUGUCUUUAAAGAAAUUUGGCCAGUGGUCAGAUGAGAGCUGCUUUGUCAGUUUGCCUUUCUUCUGUUACAGUGCAUUUCGACCUAAGUUUUCAGAUGAGUACGUGAUGGGAAUGCAAGUGAAAGUUACAAGUUUGGAAAGUUUGUCUCAUUCCCAGAUUGAAGAGCUUGUGAUUAUACAGUUACAAGAACAGCUGGUCAGACUUGGACUUCCUAACAACGUCACCAUGCAUUUGAGAGGCUACCGUAAGAUCAAUCCCUGAUAGAGGAUGACAACACUUUCUAUUUUCUAAUAUUUACUUACUAAAGCAUGAAAUACUAUAAUCUCUUUUAAAAUGAAUGUUACAUGAGUAUACAGUGCUAUAGAGCUGUACACAGCUUAAGCAAGACAUUUUGUAAAGCAAAGCAGGUUAAACAAUUACAUAAUAGUCAUUAUACUAAUUCUUUUUUAUGUAAGUAUGUUAUUUUGCUCUGAAUAUGAAAUCAUAAAAAAUGUUAA
This is a messenger RNA of Labeo rohita (rohu), 3457 nucleotides long. RefSeq names its product lymphocyte antigen 75-like. The coding region runs from base 30 to 3221 and encodes 1063 amino acids. NCBI's taxonomy places the organism in Eukaryota, Metazoa, Chordata, Actinopteri, Cypriniformes, Cyprinidae. The transcript has 13 exons. The record is from RefSeq and is a predicted model, not a curated record.